Linum trigynum is the source of this 8148-nucleotide messenger RNA. NCBI's taxonomy places the organism in Eukaryota, Viridiplantae, Streptophyta, Magnoliopsida, Malpighiales, Linaceae. The record is from the annotation of a GenBank genome assembly.
UCUUACAUUUUAUAUUUUGAUACCCCAAAUUUAAUUAAACUACAACCUAGUCACUAUAAUAUACAUUUUAUAUUUUGAUACCCAAAUUUAAUUCUAAUGUAAAAUCAUUGAACAAUUAGGUUUUGGUAUGAGAUUUUCAUACCUACAAUUUUUUAAAUUUACAUACUGGUUCAAUGUUUAGAUUUCACUUGAACUCAUGAAUCUAAUCCACCAAUCCUUGUGAACCAAUCCAUGAAUCCAAUCCACAAUAACAUAAAAAUAUGAAUUUAGUUUGUACCAUACAAUAUGUUGUAUCACUCAAUAGUAGGAGAAGAUUCGACCAUUUUAUAUUUGCUCAUUAUGUGAAACAUAAAAUAAAUGAUUAUAGAGAGACGGCUCUAAAAUGUUGAAAAAACGAAUUUAUAAACUCAUUUAGUACAUUUACGGGGUACUAAACAAACUUCUACUAACUACGUGUAACCAAAUAUGCGACAUCUACAUAAGCAAGUGUCAAUAAAUUGCUACGACGAAAAGGGUUGACUGUUGUAUUGACGGCCAACAAAAGAAUUGGUCAAAACCUUUCCAUCAUCUACUUCCUCUUCGUUUCAUUUUUCACUCGCCUUCCUUAACCCUUUCUUUAUUUCUUUCUUUGUCUUCUUCGUCCAACACUAAUUAGUAUACUAUUAUUUUUAUGCAUUCUAAUCACAAGUAUGAACUAGUCCAUGCACGACUGACCAACAGUCUAGAGAAUUAAUAAUUGAACCAUGAACCACUAACUUUUUCAGUUCAAUGUCGAGUCCAAUUAAAAGCAAAUAUAUAUGGUUAUGACUUAUUACAAAGUCGUCAUUUUCCACUAUGCGAUUUGAAGGCGUGAAAUGUUAAGCGAGUUCCAGUUUGUAUUCAUUUUACUUCUCUCUAGAGUUUUUCUUUUUCACCCGGGCUAGAAUUUUCAACAAUUAUACAUGAAAUGUUUAUUAGGUAUCUACACAUAUUAGAUAAAUAGUUUCUAUUUUUAUAAAAUACUAAAUAAUUAUCAUCUUAAAUACACCACUAUAAAAGGAAUUAAGUCUCAACUAUGCAUAUUACAGUUCAAUACCUAAACAUAAUAGAUCUUUAGAUUCAUAACCUAAAUUUAUUUAUUUGGCAUAUUGUCCUCAAAAUAUUGAUGAGACAUUACCUUUUAGUACCUAUAAUUUUUGUGUAUUACAUUUUGGUACCUAAACUUUUGAAGUUCUAUAAAUAGGUCUAAUUUUUGUAUGUGUAAUUAAAACACUCUUGAAUAAAUGGGUAUUCAUACCCAACUCAUACACAUUUAGAUUACCUACGCAAACACAUCUACUAACGUUCAAACUCAUAUAAACGCCACUCAUACCCGCCCCAUAAUCAAUGGGUUUAUUUGGGUUUAGGUAAAUAUCAUUUAUUAGCCAAAAUUUAAAAAAAAAGGAUGCUGACCGUCAUAUUUCUCAGUCAAUAUUACUAACAAAACUGCUAAAAAAAUAUUUUUAGACUAAUAAUACUAACAAAACACUAUAACGGACCACAUAAUACAUAUCCAUAUGUCAUCUCCGCCCCACGACAAGGCGCAACAUCUCCACCUAGUAUAUAAUAUAAUCGUGUAUUUUGUUUUGGUUUUAUUAUCAUUUAAUAAUUUUUUUAUUGACUUAUUUCUUUUUUACAUGCUAUUGUGGGGGGGGGGGGGGGGGGGGGAACUACGAGCCAUACACCUAAAAUAAUAAAUCUCCAAAUAAAUAACCAAACGAUUACAUCAUUAGAUCAAAUUCUGGUUCUCCGGUAAAUCGUUAAUAGUAUUUUCUCCCCCAUUAGAAAGUAGAUUCUCGAUCAAUAAGUAAUAAACUGUUAAUGAGCACUUCUACUAUGCUAUAUAGUAUUGGUGUUUUAAUGUACAACUCAAAGUUGUACCAUAACAUUAAAUGUAUAAGUUUAGGUUGUACCAUAAAGCAAUUUGUACCAUUAUGUUAUGGUACAACUUUACAACUUGAAGUUGUACCAUCACAUAAAUGUACAAGUUCAAGUUGUACCAUAAAAGAAUUUGUACAAAAAGUAUAGGUACAAUCUAAAGUUGUACCAUAACAUAAAUGUACAAUUUUAAGUUGUACCAUCAAGACAAAAACCUAUAGCACCAAUACUAUAUAGCAUUGUAAAAUUUCUCACUGUUAAUAGGGAUUUGGUUUCUCUUUUUCAUUUUCCGCUUUGUUUCUUUGAACUUUUUCAUGAUCUCUUUUAUGGCUGAUCACGGCUCUCUGUAGACUCUACCCUUUUCUCCCACACAAAGUUUUAAUAGAGCCGCCUGGUCAAAAGGGAAAUUUAUAUAUAUAAUGUAAAAGGAAUAUAGGAAUCGCCACCGUCAACAUACACUACUAAUGAAAAGGACUACUGAAGAUCAUAGUUUACUUAAUUAGGUCAAGAGGAAAUUUGACAGAAAUAUAAAUAAAUAGUAUUUGAUGGAUGAUAUUCGUGAGAGCGGCGAAUUUCCUUUCCAACUUUUGGCGCUUCAAACAUGCAAAACCUAUAUAUAAUAAAAUCCUUCUUUGUCUUCUUUACAAAGCUCAAAUCUUUUGGCACCCAAAAAGAGAAAUUGAGAGGCGCAGUCUCACGAUGUGCGUCGGCUGUCUUCCCCGAUUAAUUAAUGAAAAAUCAGCAUGGUUUAAUUUAUUACGGGUUAUGAGUUGGGGCAAAUCGACCUAGUGGAUAUGUAAUUUAUAUGAAAAACAUUAGAAAUAUUUAUUAUUUUUACUAUAAGAAUUAAGAAAACAAACAAUAUUAUAAUAAAUGUAGUUAAAUUAUUGAAGAAAUUGAGGUUUUCACUAAUUUAUAACUUUAUUAUAGCUAAAACAUGAUGUAAUAAAAGGAAAAUCAUAAGUAAUUUGACUAAGAUUACAAGUAAUUUAGGUAAAAACGGUCAAGAAUGUGGCGGGUCAGGGCAGGCUGGGUAGAUGAGAAUACCCAUGUCUGCCCCGCCCCGCACCAAAACAAACCAAACAGGUCGGGUAAAACGGGUCAGGUCGAAAUUGUCAUCCCUAAUUGGAGGAUUAGAUUGGUGGAGUUAUGUGACGAGUUAAGUUAGCACCAUGUUUGAAAUUUAAUUCCUUGCACUAGUGUAGUAUUUUUGUAGUAAACUCCCUUUGUAUCUGCUUAUUAUGCUUUGAAAUCCCUCAUGUCAGUUAUACUAUUUUUUUUCUUCUAUUUUCUUGAAAUGCAAUGUAAUCUACUAGGUUCAGUAAUGGCCAUAUAUAUUACUAGUUGCACUGGCUACAUACAUUCUUAAUGUAUUGUUAUUAUUCAUAUGUUAGCCUUGCACACCCAUUUUGCCUAACCAGAAACUAUCAUUUUUUGAUAUAAUUCUCCUAAUAAAAUAGUGACCUCCUACAGUAACUUGGAUAUAAUUUCAAGUUUGGUAACUUGUAUAUAUCUAAACCGUUAAAAUCGAUCAAACUUAUUUUAAACUAUUGAUUAAUGAAAUAAAAAAUAAAAAAAUAAGAAAAAAAAAUAAUUGGCAAUAGGGGGUUGUCGGUCACCACCCACUUAACUUACCUUUCUUUGUUUUUUCUUUCCUUUUUCUCAUUUAUUUGCUAUCCUUAUUUUAAUUAGAAGCGUUACGUAAGGCUUCCAUAAUAACUUAGCACUUUACGUAACGUGAGGUUAAUACUCAUUACGUAAAGAGACCUUCCUUUACGUAAAGGUUACGUAAUGAUAGUUAUUUCUUACGUAAUAGUGAAAUUGGAAGCGUUACGUAAAGCUUUCGUAAUGACUUAGCUCUUUACGUAACACGACAUUAAUACUCAUUAUGUAAAGAGACAUUCCAUUACGUAAGGCUUCCGUAAUGACACUUUACAACUAUUACGUAAAAUACACAUUCAUCACGUAAAGGUUACGAAAUGAUAGUUAUUUCUUACGUAACAAUUAAAUCGGAAGCGUUACGUAAGGCUUCCAUAAUGACUUAACAUUUUACGUAAAGCGAGGUUAAUACUCAUUCUAUUACGUAAGGCUUCCGUAAUGAUCUUUUACAACUGUUACGUAAGAUUAUCAUAUGUUGCGUAACCAUUACGUAAUGACUAUUGUAUCUUACGAAAUGCGACCUGUGAAACCUGCUAUCACAAGUAAAAAAAUUCAAGUUACCUUACUUCAAGUUAUCGUAGGAAAUCCCAAUAAAAUAAAAUAAUUAAUUAGUAACCCCGUAAAUGUAUUGAAUCAACACUUCUCGAGCACGAUCCAAAUCCAAUCUCGGGCCCUUCAUUGUUUCAAGGCAAAAUUUAUCUUUAGACAAUUUUUAGGCUUGGAGUAGAACCUUCAACUAAAGAAACAACUAGAUGGAUGUUUGUUUAAAAAUAAGUUACUUGUAGUUGUAGGUGUUUGAGAAAACUGGAUACUAGGCACUUUUAUAGGGCAGAUGUUUACAAGGCGGGAACGGUUACGGUGCUAAUUGUACAAUAGUUAGCACCGUUCUAACCAAGGGAAAAACUACUACUAGUUUGAAUUAGUAGUGAUUUAGCUUAGAUGUUGUAUUGAUUUUAUAAUAAUCCGUAGUGAUUUUUGCUAGUUAUCACGAUGCUAACCCCUAUAAGGAUUAGCACCUAAUCCCAUCCCUUACAAGGCAAGUGAAUAUGAACUGAGAAUGACUACAAUAAUGAGAAGAUGAAAUAACUAUGUCCCUUGCGAUGAAGUUGUCUUACACAUUUUAUAUGCUUUACGUACAAGGUAGGUUUUAUUUUUUAAAAAAAAAGGAAUAUUACGCAAUGUUGUUGUUGGUUGAGAAACUUUUGAAGUCAAGAAAUUUUUUCAUUUAUUUUUUGACACCAAGAUUUUGCAUUCAAUAGAGCGAGCAAAUAUCUAUACUCCUCUUCGAAAUAUUAUGUCUACUUAAGAUAUUUUUUUAUAUUGUUCAUACUACAUAGGAUUAAUACGAAACUUUUUGUCCAAUGAAUGGUUUGAAUGUGAAUGUGAAUGUGAAUUUGAGUGUGAGCUAUCAUUAAAAUUAAAAUGAAGUCUCGCUUCAAAAGCGAAAAUCCAAAGACUUUUUGGUAGGGAUGGAAAAAUACAAAAAUGAUAUAUAGUAUCAUGUUUCCCAGCUUGAUAAUACUCUUUUUUUUAUCGUAGUAACCAGUGACGGAGCUAUGUGGGGAGCUGGGGGUGGGUUUGGAAAAAAAAUUCAGCAAUUAGGAAUUUUGUGGGCUCAAACUAGUGAUUAUUUGAAUAUAGGGAGACUUCCUUGUCAUCUCGGCCAAGUAAAUUUGCUAUGCAACUUGUUUUCAUUAUUAUUUACAUUAGAGAACUGUCUUGAAACCUCCUUUUACGUCCCACAAUCUCUAGGACCCUAGCAUUUUAUUUCUUAUUCUUUGCCACUAUCGUUGAUAUCCACAGCCGAGAGGACGAGUCGACAUCCUCUGUCUCGUCCAAGCCCUUUAGUCUCCAAUUUUGGUCAAUGGUUCGCCGGAUUUCCACUGCCGCACUCGUCCAAGCCACGUCGUCUCCAAUCCGGCCAAUUACAAGUGUCGAGAUAUCAUUUUCGUCAAUGAAAUAUAUCAGACGUUAUCUUCUAAACUAGAUGAAUGAUUAGUGGUUGAGCGACACAUUGAUGACAUAUAUUGAACAAGGUUUGUGUGCUAGUUUGGACAAAAAAUGAGUUCUAGAAUGCUUUAAAAUAUGAAAUAUCUUCGCAGUUCGGUGUAAACGGUGUACGUCAAACUAUUAUUUUGUAAUUGAAUGCAUUUUGAGUAUUGUGUUGUUGACUUUUUUAUUUCAUUUAGAGUUCGGGUUUUUUAUUAUAUAGUUAAUUAUUUUAUGAUAUGAAAAAGACACUCCCUUGACCAAUUUUCUGGCUCCGCCACUGAUAGUAACACUAUGUUUGUCAUUCGUUUUUAUUUAACGAAUGAGUGAGACUCGAGUAUGGUAACACAAAUAGGUGCCAACAAAUGGUUACUUCAUAAGGAUCGAGAAGGAGAGAAAAAGAGGAGCAACAAUAAUGGUGCAAAGCAAACAAAUCAAUAAUUUUUUAUAAUGAGAUGAUGAGAUAUCUCAAGGUGCCUGAAAGAUGAUAAUUGAUGAUGAUCUGUGUAAUGUUGAGUAGAAACUAUGCCAAUAACUUGCUUGAGAUGAUUAUGCAAAUUGGAGUAACACUCUUCAUGGCCAAAUUUUUCAAAGUAAUUAAGAAACGUAUGCUAAUCAUUCUAAACACUUCUUCCUCUCAAAAUCUCCUCCAGCUCCCCCUUCCCAAAAUAGAGGUAAUGGAUCUAUUAUAGAUCCUAAUUACCCGUUCUAAAUUUAAGCGAAAUCAUAGUGAUUAUUCCUAAAAGAGUUGCAUUGUAUGACCACAUUGUUGUUAGAUUUACAAUGACACGAGUAAUAAAUGACAUGAAUAAUGAUGAUCAUAAGAUACAAGAACAGAUUAACUUGGAUGAUUAAUUCUGCCGAUUUGAAACCCCUUUUGUCACUCACAACCAACAGUCAAUGGAUUUCAAUUCAUCGCUUGGAUGAUUAACUCUCUUCUUACGCUCAUUAUUGGUUAAUUUUCUUCGUUAAAUUGAAUAACAACUCCUUGGAUCCCCCCUCCUCUCAUAGAAUUCUUUGUUCUUCCGAUUCUAGUCACCUUUCAUCUCGUUAUUGAAAAAACAAACAUUACACUCCUUCUCCGAUGGCCGGCGCCGCCUCGGCGCUUUUCCUUCUCGACAUCAAAGGUCGUAUCCUAAUUUGGCGCGACUAUCGUGGAGACGUCUCCGCCUCUCAGGCGGAGCGUUUCUUCUCCAAGCUCCUCGAUAGACAGAUUGAUCUACAAUCUCAGGAUCCUGUAGUGUAUGAAGAUGGAACGACUUACAUGUUCAUACAACACAACAACAUUUACUUGCUCGUAGCAACCAAGCAUAACUGCAACGCGGCCAGCCUUCUUCUCUUCCUCCACCGCACAGUUCAGGUUUUCAAGCAUUACUUCGAGGAGCUAGAGGAAGAAUCUCUCAGAGAUAACUUCGUUGUUGUGUAUGAGCUGCUCGAUGAGAUCAUGGACUUCGGGUUCCCACAAUUCACUGAGGCGAAGAUCCUGAGCGAGUUCAUCAAGACGGAUGCGUACAAGAUGGAAGUUGCGCAAAGACCUCCCAUGGCUGUGACGAAUGCAGUCUCCUGGCGCAGUGAAGGAAUCAAGUAUAAAAAGAAUGAAGUGUUUCUUGAUGUGGUGGAAAGCGUAAACAUUCUUGUGAAUAGCAAUGGGCAGAUCAUACGAUCCGAUGUUGUCGGGGCAUUGAAGAUGAGAACAUAUUUAAGUGGCAUGCCUGAGUGUAAGCUUGGCCUAAACGAUAGAAUGCUAAUGGAGGCUCAAGGUCGAACGACCAAAUCCAAAUCGAUCGAUCUCGAUGACAUCAAAUUUCAUCAGUGUGUUCGUCUGGCUCGAUUCGAUAACGAUCGGACGAUAUCCUUCAUACCUCCAGACGGUUCGUUCGACCUAAUGACAUACAGGCUCGGCACCCAGGUGAGACCUCUUAUCUGGGUAGAAUCGUUGGUCGAAAGACACUCCAGAAGUCGUGUCGAAUUGAUGGUGAAAGCUCGUAGCCAGUAUAAGGAGCGAAGCAAUGCAACCAAUGUGGAGAUAAUGUUGCCGGUUCCAUCUGAUGCUACGAACCCUAAUGUUCGGACAUCAAUGGGCUCGGCGAUAUACGCUCCGGAGAAUGAUGCACUUAUAUGGAAGAUCAGAUCCUUCCCUGGCAGUAAGGAGUACAUGUUGAGGGCUGAGUUUGGACUUCCAAGCAUAAGAAGCGAUGAGGAUGUGUUGGAGAGAAAAGCUCCAGUCAGAGUGAAGUUUGAGAUCCCUUAUUUCACAGUGUCUGGAAUUCAGGUAAGGUACCUGAAAGUGAUUGAGAAAGCUGGAUACCAGGCACUUCCAUGGGUUAGAUAUAUUACAAGGGCAGGUGAAUACGAAUUGAGAAUGGCUUAUAAUAAUUAGAAGAAAGAUAGAAAGUGCAACUAUACGUCCCUUGCGAUGAAGUUGUGUUCCACAUUUUAAAGUCGUAAGGCACAAGGUAGGUUUUUCGUAAAAAAAUUAAGAAAGGGGGAAACGGGGCAAUGUUGCUGGUUUAGAAACUUUUGAGAUCAAGUAAUUUUUAUUUGUUUAUUUGUGGAUACAGUGAGCCAAUAUUUAUUCCUCUCCAAUAUAUUGUCUACUUAGAA